Rotaria sp. Silwood1 is the source of this 869-nucleotide messenger RNA. The record is from the annotation of a GenBank genome assembly. NCBI's taxonomy places the organism in Eukaryota, Metazoa, Rotifera, Eurotatoria, Philodinida, Philodinidae.
ACUUAUGGUGAUAAGUUAAAAGUUCGAGAUCAUUUCAGAAUAUUCCUUUUUUUUUGUACUAUUUGUUAAUGAGAAUGUCUUGCAGAUAUAACUCUGACACUUGACGGAAUCUAUUGCGUGACUCUAUGAUUAAUCAGUUUUUAGAGCAGGUUCUUUCAUUUGAUUAGUUAAUCUCAUAUGAAAUAUCAUCUUAAAUACUACUUAUCAUAAACAAAUAUUUAAUAUUGUAUAGAUUAAUUAUUCGUAUUUUAUUCUUAGAGAAAAAGAAAAAUUUUUUUUGUAUAUUUUAGCUCAAAAUUGAAGAUGAUUCCGAACUCAUCUCACCAUCAUCAUCAUCAUCAUUAAUAAAAUCUAAAAAGAAAACAAAACUUAUAUCUAGUCCAUCAUCAACAACUAAAUUUCAACAACGUUUACAAUUAGUACAAAAUUAUUUAAUUGAUCAACAUCCAUCAAUAAAUGAUACAGUUAAAAGACAAUUAUUUAAUGAAAUAAAAUCAACAAAAAAACGAAAAACAUCAAUAUCAAUUCCAUUACCAACAAAUAUAACAAAUAAUGAACAUUGUACAGAUAUAUUUCAAAAUAAAUUAUCAACAUUAAUAUCAUUAUUACAUGAAUGUUCAUUAUUAAAUUCAUCAGCAUUAAAACGUGCACAUUUACAAUCAGAUAAUGAACAAACAUGGCAAAAAUUAAAUUCUAUUGAACGUGAUCUUGAAACAUUAAUUGAAAAACUUGAUACUAUGAGUAAUAAUCAUAAUAAUUCAAAUAUGGAAAAAGCAUUUGAUAAUCUUGCUCAAUUAUUAACAGAUUGGAAUAAAUAUGAAGAAGAAUUCGAUCAACAAUUAGAAGAGUUAUUUAUUAUCGAUCAAUAG